This is a messenger RNA of Hyalella azteca, 2135 nucleotides long. RefSeq names its product innexin inx2. NCBI's taxonomy places the organism in Eukaryota, Metazoa, Arthropoda, Malacostraca, Amphipoda, Hyalellidae. The record is from RefSeq and is a predicted model, not a curated record. The transcript has 8 exons. Gene Ontology annotation, molecular function: gap junction channel activity. Gene Ontology annotation, cellular component: gap junction; plasma membrane. Bases 44 to 1228 code for a protein of 394 amino acids.
UUACUGAAUCAUUUAUUUUCCAGAAUUGAAUUAAACUUAAACAAUGUUUUCACUUUUUGACGACCUCAAGAAGCAAAUCAGCUUCAAGCAUGAGCAUCCAACGGUAGAUUCCACGGUAUUCACGAGCAUGAAGCUGUCGAUGGUGGGCACGUUGCUGGCCUGCAUCCUAGUCACUGCCAAGACCUACAUCGGCGAGAACAUCAACUGCGUGACUGGCUUCAAAGCCCAGGAACAUAAAGCCAUCGAGACUUACUGCUUCAUCUCUUCCACGUUCUCUUUAGUCAAUGUGUCCGAGGCGGACGCCCCCUACCCCGGCCUGGGCCCCGUUCCCAGCUCCGGGGAAGAGGACCCCCUCAAGCGCCACGCCUACUACCAGUGGAUCCCCCUGGCGUUGGCCAUCCAGACCGCCGCCCUCUACUUCCCGCGCUGGCUCUGGAAAACCGUCAUCGACAGAAAAAAAUUCAAAAAUAUCCUUGGAGAUCUGGAUUCUCUUCACCUCAAGAAUGAAGGAGGCAACGAGGAGGAAAAAAGCUCAGCAGAAGCGAAGCCGAUGUCGUGGCAAAGUGACACGGAUGACAUCAAGGAAUACGGAAAACCUAAGAAAACGCUGCUUAAUUUACCUGAAGAGUUGUUAGAGAAGUCGGUGCAUUACGCCGUGGAGUCGCUGGGCACACACACGGCGUACGCGGCGCGGUUCUUCAUGUGCGAGGUCAUUGCACUCGUCAUCUCCAUAGGCAACCUGUUCGUGACGAACGCGUUGCUUGGUGGGGACUUCUUCGAGUUCGGCAACACUGCUAUCUCUUACCUCUUCGGGGACGUGACCGACCUCACUAACCCACUUAACGUGGUCUUCCCCAAGAUCACUAAAUGCACCUGGAGCAAAUUCGGCCCAACUGGCAGCAUUCAGAGCUUCGACGCGCUGUGCGUGUUGCCCCUGAACAUCGUCAACGAGAAGACGUACGUGAUGCUCUGGCUCGUCUACAUCGUCUCCACGACCAUCGCCGCCGCCGCUGUCCUCUGGCAUUUCUUGCUCAUCUUGUCGAGUGGCUUGCGCCACAACUACUUGGUCCUGCGCCUGAAAGACGACGAAACGAAGGAGGUCUACAGUUCGAUGAAGAAAAAGCUGAAUUAUGGCGACUGGUUCCUUAUUAAGCAUCUUAGUACAAAGAUGAUGCCCACCUACUUCGAAGCCUGGCUUGAAAUGGUCGAUAGAGAGAUCAAAAAGUAAACAUAUGGAACAUAAUGCUAAACUGUUUCCGAUUAGCUAAUGAAUCGUAAUUUCUUAAUUUAUGAAUAUAGACAGAUAUAUUCCAACCUCGUGUAAGGUUAUACUUCUAUCAUUUAGUAAGAAUCACUCAAACUUCAAUUUAAAGAAAGUUUGUAACAUGAGUUAGUCGCCAUUCAACGGGUGUGAAUUUUUAUCUUUUAUAUCAAAACACAAUUCAGCAUAUCGAAUUGUUCAAUGUUGUUUAAAUGAUUCAUCAAACAUACGAGUGACAAGGAAACAAAAAAUUUUAUUACUUCCAACGUACGCUAUCAGUAACAAGUAAAUUUUUCGUACAUUUUAUAUAAUUAUUAGAUAUUUUUACGGCGUUCAGACCAAAGUUCACUAGUCGGAAAUUAAGCUGUCAUAUUUUUCAACGGUUACUUACACAUUUUAAUUAGAAAUUAUGCCCGUUAGUAUUCAAAAUAGGAUUAAAUAUACUAAAAGCAUUUUUUGAAAAGUUUUGUCCAUAAUUUUUAGAGAAAAAACCUAUAGGCUGCAGUAAUUACACAUAUUCAUGUAAAUAAUAUAGAUUAAAAUGCAAUGACUAAUGAACUUUCCUCGCAAGAUGUUUUGAACAAGUGCAAUAACGUCAACCAAAUUUAUAGACAAAUGGGAUAAUUAAUGCUGUAAGAAUUGCGUAGUUAUUUGUUACGCUAUGUAAGUUCAAAUGAUUGGUACUAAUUUUUGUUCCAAUAAAGUGACAAUAUAUAACUCACAAUUUUAGUUGAAGCUGCAAUUUUAGUUGAAGAGGGCAUGUAAAGUAAAACUUGAUCGCAGUUGGAUUCAAGGCAUUACACUUUGUAUUUUUAAUAAGUAUGUUCGAGUGUUCAAUAAGAGAGAUUUAAUUAAUAAAUAUCCUGGUCUCUCA